Messenger RNA from Pseudophryne corroboree (corroboree frog), 924 nucleotides. Its product is annotated as olfactory receptor 6B1-like. The transcript has a single exon. The record is from RefSeq and is a predicted model, not a curated record. Gene Ontology annotation, molecular function: G protein-coupled receptor activity; olfactory receptor activity. Gene Ontology annotation, biological process: G protein-coupled receptor signaling pathway. Bases 1 to 924 code for a protein of 307 amino acids. Gene Ontology annotation, cellular component: membrane. Lineage: Eukaryota; Metazoa; Chordata; Amphibia; Anura; Myobatrachidae.
AUGGAAAAUCUUACAAAAAACAUCAAUUCUUUUAUUAUUUUAGGAUUUUCCACUUCUCCUCCUAUUCAGAUCCUCUUAUUUUUAAUUUUUUUCUUCAUGUACAUUUUGACCAUUGUUGAAAACUUUCUUGUCAUCAUCAUCAUCUGGAAAAGCCCAAAGCUCCACAAACCGAUGUACUUCUUUCUGGGUAACUUGUCCUUCCUGGAGAGCUGGUAUGUAACAGUCACUGUGCCCAAACUACUUUCCAUAUGUCUGACAGCUAAUAGGGGGAUUUCAUAUACUGGCUGCAUGUCUCAGCUUUUCUUCUUCCUUUACUUGGGCUGUACUGAGUGUGUGUUAUUAACUGUUAUGGCAUAUGAUCGAUAUGUAGCUAUCUGCAAUCCUUUACAUUAUGUCACUAUAAUGAAUCAGCGUUUUUGCUUAGUUCUGGCAGUUGGCACCUGGCUCAUUGGCUUCACCAUAUCUUUUAUAAAGAUGUAUUAUAUCUCCCAGCUCACUUUUUGUUAUUCAAACCAUGUGAAUCACUUUUAUUGUGAUGUGUCUCCUAUACUCAAUCUUGCCUGCACGGGUAUGAAGGUAACUGAAGUUGUGGAUUUCAUCCUUGCAUUAAUUAUCCUCCUAGUACCACUCCUGCUUACGUUUUUGUCGUAUUUGUGCAUUUUGACUACAAUCCUUAAAAUCCCACAUUCCAGUGGGCGUAAAAAGGCUUUUUCUACAUGUGCCUCUCAUUUGGUUGUUGUGAUCAUACUCUAUUCUACCACAUUGUUCAUGUAUGCAAGGCCAAGCAAGGCUCAAUCUGUUAAUUCUAACAAACUAGUGUCUGUUGUCUACACAGUGGUAACGCCAUUUCUCAAUCCGAUCAUCUACUGCCUAAGGAACAAGGAAGUGAAGGAUGCUAUCUGUAAACUUGUCUAUAGAAACUGA